This is a messenger RNA of Aspergillus ibericus CBS 121593, 1989 nucleotides long. Its product is annotated as putative C6 transcription factor. The transcript has 13 exons. Gene Ontology annotation, biological process: DNA-templated transcription; regulation of DNA-templated transcription. The coding region runs from base 1 to 1989 and encodes 662 amino acids. Gene Ontology annotation, cellular component: nucleus. The record is from RefSeq and is a predicted model, not a curated record. Gene Ontology annotation, molecular function: DNA-binding transcription factor activity, RNA polymerase II-specific; transcription cis-regulatory region binding; zinc ion binding. NCBI's taxonomy places the organism in Eukaryota, Fungi, Ascomycota, Eurotiomycetes, Eurotiales, Aspergillaceae.
AUGGAUCUAGAUGAUGCCCCGUGCGCGGUCUCCGCUCCAAUAGGGAAGAAGCGUAUUCCGGUGAAAUGUGAUGGGAAGCGGCCGUGUACAAGAUGUAAGCGAUCAAGAAAGCGAUGUGUGUUUUUCGAAAUCCCCAAAGACCCGGCUGUUGAGCGACUAGAAAACGUCGAAGCAGAGGUACAGCGUCUUCGGGGACAAUUGGGGGAAAUGCAUGAGCUGUUGCGUCUUUAUUCGCAGUCCGGUGAUAAUGCAGCGAUUGCCAUUCCGUCUCCGACUCAAGUCAUGUCUGAUCCGGGGACCAUGCCUGCGGUUCUUGCUGAGGGGUCGGGUGGGUUUCAUCGAGGGGUGAGGUAUGGUUUGAAUCAUCGAAAUGGUGAGGUUCUUCGGUUCCAGGCUGCUCGUCCAGCUAGACAGAGACGCUCGGGGUUCGAUAUCAGGGAAGAGCCGAUAUCGGAUUUUAUUAGCAGGGGGUUGAUGACGGUUGAUGAGGCCAUGUCUUGUUUUAGGACGUAUGUGUAUAUGAUCGAUGAUAGGUAUAUCCCGGUUUUCGAUCCAGCGCUGGACACGUUUACCUCCGUGCGUGCGCGCAGUAGCAUUCUGCUUAAUGCUAUAUGCACGAUUGGUAGUCGUGUUGAGACAAGCUCUGGAUCACGGAACCCUGAUUUAUUGCAUGCUGAGCUCAAAAGAUCCAUCAGUGUCGUUAUUCAGAACAAAUCGCUCAAUUGUCUAGAAUCCGUGCAGGCGCUGCUCAUCGUAGCCUGUUAUUCUGCCGAGAGGUCCCUGAUUCUGUCAUUUGCAGCCCGAAUGGCAUUGGAUCUGGGCCUGGAUGAGGCAUUUGAGGAACUGAUACAGAGACUAACGAUGAAAGAGACGGAGGUUAUCUCUGACAGGUCCGCUACAUUAGACGAGGAAGAGCGUACCUUGAUGCGCAAGUCUAGGACCUGGUUUGGCCUCCUGGUGCUCGAUCAUAUAUUUCACGUCGAUGGGGGCAAGCCCCCUGGAAUCCGGAUGACGGGGAAUGCACAUCGAUCUCGUAUAUUGCUUCGUCAUGGCACAUCCACGGUUUUGGAUUUGCGUCUCUUCUCUCAGGUGGAGUUGAAUGUCAUACGUGCCAAGAUCAACGACACCCUAGAUGCCAAAGAAACUCUCGAAAGACCCGAUGUCCCCGAGUUUGUGCACGAGGCCAAGGUGGACCUGGACCUCUGGUUCGAUGACUGGCUACGCAUCAUCGAAAACUCCUCUUCAGCCGAACAAGAACGUCCUUUCCUCCUGGCGGCCCUGCGAGUCCAAAAAUGCUGGGCCGAGUUAAUCCUCCACUGCCAAGCGCUCCGCUCAAUGGGCGUCGAAAACGUCGCAGCCAUGUCCCCCAUCGAACGCACCCUCCUCUUAACCGCCAAAUCCAGCGCCCGAAAACACCUCCGCCUCAUCAGCCUCGAACCCGACUUCUACCUGGCCAAACUGAAAUACGCCAUGGAUUUCGUCUGGGCCAAAUGCGCCUUUUGCUUCCUACUGCUCCUCAAACUCUCCCGCCUCCUCCCCGAACGCAAAGAAGAACACCAGGAACUGCUCGACCACGGCAAUCGUCUCCUCGACGAAUUAACCCGCUCUACGACCCCAACUUCAACCCCACCCCAACCACUAAUUCCCCCCGGCCCAAGCACAGGGAUAGGUUCAGGCGCAGGCGCAGGAACAAUCUACAUGCAAAUCCUCCGUCUCAGUAUUGAAAAAUACAGCCGAAUCUUACAAAGACAUCAAGUCCCAUCUGCAGUCCCGGGCAUAUCCUCAGAAGAAGCAGAAUCAGAAGCAGAAGUAACGACAACAACAGCACCCCCAACACCUUUCUGGGAACUCUUCGAUGCGCAAACCGAUCUGCAGAGUUUCAUCCCUGAGCAAUUCGUCCGGGAAUGGGAUUUCCCGGGAUUGGAUUUGUUUUAUUUCCCGACGGCGUGGCAGGAUUUUUUUGGGGAUUUUAGUUCUGUCGUGGUUUGA